AUGAAGACUGCCAAUUUACUUGCGGCCACCAUGGCCUUGAUGCAAAGUGCAUCUGCCCAUUACAUAUUCCAGCAACUGUCAGUUGGUUCGACCAAGUACCCUGUGUUCCAAUACAUCCGACAGAACUCCAACUACAACUCUCCUGUUACAGAGCUGGACUCGAACGACUUACGGUGCAAUGUCGGCGCAUCGGGAGCCAAUACCCAAACUGUUGGCGUCAAGGCGGGUGACUCCAUCACCUUCACUCUUGACACGGCGGUCUACCAUCAGGGACCCAUCUCGGUGUACAUGUCCAAAGCACCUGGAUCUGCUUCAUCCUACGAUGGAAGCGGUACUUGGUUCAAGAUCAAGGACUGGGGUCCAAGUUUUAACGGUGGAUCUUCAAGCUGGCCCAUGAAUCUCAGCUACACUUUCAAUCUUCCCGUUUGCAUCCCUAACGGCGAGUACCUCCUUCGCAUCCAGAGUAUCGGUAUCCACAACCCAUGGCCAGCAGGCGUCCCUCAGCAAAAACCUCAGUUCUACAUUAGCUGUGCUCAGAUCAACCUUAAUGGCGGCGGCAGCACUGUUCCUGGUUCCCAAGUCAAGAUUCCCGGUGCCUUCAAAGAGACAGAUCCAGGAUAUACUGCCAACAUCUACUCCAACUUCAACAGCUACACCAUUCCCGGUCCCGCAGUGUUCUCUUGCAACGGCGCUCCUGGCGGUGACAAUAGUGGUACCCCUCCCGCUACUACCCUCCAGACAUCCACACAACCAGCUCCCACCCAGCCUGGUAACUGUGCUUCUCUUUGGGGCCAGUGUGGCGGACAAGGCUUUUCAGGUGCUAAGUGCUGUGCUACUGGGACUUGCAAGUCGGUGAACGACUUUUACUCUCAAUGUGUUCAGUAA
Molecule: messenger RNA, 885 nt
Organism: Fusarium venenatum
Lineage: Eukaryota; Fungi; Ascomycota; Sordariomycetes; Hypocreales; Nectriaceae
Source: RefSeq, a predicted model, not a curated record